UGCGCCCUUCACCGACCGGGCGACCCAGUGCGCAGCAGGAGUGCCCGUCCCAGUCCCGCUCACCCGCGCCCAGCCAGGGCGGCUCCGGCCGCGGCCGCACGCAGCACCACGCGUGGAGAGCUCAGGCCCGGAACACCCACCGCACUGACAGUAUGAGCCGCAUUGCCUACACUCUGGGAGCCUUGCUUCUCCUCCUGGGGGCCCUGCUGCCAGCUGCUGAAGGGAAAAAGAAGGGGUCCCAAGGUGCCAUCCCACCACCAGACAAGGCCCAGCACAAUGACUCGGAGCAGACUCAGUCACCCCAGCAGCCCGGCUCCAGGAACCGGGGACGGGGUCAGGGACGAGGCACUGCCAUCCCUGGGGAGGAGGUGCUUGAGUCCAGCCAAGAGGCCCUGCAUGUGACUGAGCGCAAGUACCUGAAGCGAGACUGGUGCAAAACCCAGCCGCUGAAGCAGACCAUCCACGAGGAUGGCUGCAGCAGCCGCACCAUCAUCAACCGCUUCUGCUAUGGGCAGUGCAACUCCUUCUACAUCCCCAGGCACAUCCGCAAGGAGGAAGGCUCCUUUCAGUCCUGCUCCUUCUGCAAGCCCAAGAAAUUCACCACCAUGAUGGUCACACUCAACUGCCCUGAACUGCAGCCACCCACCAAGAAGAAGAGGGUCACACGUGUGAAGCAGUGUCGUUGCAUCUCCAUUGAUUUGGACUAAGCCAAGCACACACAUACACCUGUCCUAGGGAUGUGGCCCCAAGCAG
Castor canadensis (American beaver) is the source of this 753-nucleotide messenger RNA. It is a transcript of the gene Grem1, whose product is annotated as gremlin 1, DAN family BMP antagonist. Gene Ontology annotation, biological process: animal organ morphogenesis. The record is from RefSeq and is a predicted model, not a curated record. Gene Ontology annotation, molecular function: receptor ligand activity; BMP binding. NCBI's taxonomy places the organism in Eukaryota, Metazoa, Chordata, Mammalia, Rodentia, Castoridae.